Molecule: messenger RNA, 2826 nt
Organism: Manis javanica (Malayan pangolin)
Lineage: Eukaryota; Metazoa; Chordata; Mammalia; Pholidota; Manidae
Gene: CLEC3B
Product: C-type lectin domain family 3 member B
Biological process (GO): ossification; bone mineralization
Source: RefSeq, a predicted model, not a curated record
UUCCUUUGGCAUGCCCACAGCCAAGUCUGGGAGGGUUUCUGGACCGAGGUCCUCGUGGCUGCUGCCUUAAGACGUGCAGCCUGGGCCACAGCCACCACAGCUCUCUAACUCAGGCCCACUGCAGCAGCAGCCCCGGCCAGUGCAGCAGCAUGGCACUUUGGGGGACCUGCCUGCUCCUCUGCCUCAUCUCCCUCCUGAACCAAGUCACUAUGGAGCCCCCAACCCCCAAGGUCAAGAAGACUGCAAAUGUCAAGAAAGAUGUUGUGACCCCAAAGAUGUUUGAGGAGCUCAAGAGCCAGCUGGACAACCUGGCCCAGGAGGUGGCCCUGCUGAAGGAGCAGCAGGCCCUGCAGACUGUCUGCCUGAAGGGCAUCAAGGUGCAUGUGAAGUGCUUUCUGGCCUUUGUCCAGGCUAAGACCUUCCAUGAGGCGAGUGAGGACUGCAUCUCGCGCGGGGGCACGCUGGGCACCCCGCAAACGGGCUCGGAGAACGACGCUCUGUACGAGUACCUGCGCCAGAGCGUGGGCGCGGAGGCUGAGAUCUGGCUGGGCCUCAACGACAUGGCGUCCGAGGGCACCUGGGUGGACAUGACUGGCGGCCACAUUGCCUACAAGAACUGGGAGACGGAGAUCACCGCGCAGCCCGACGGCGGCAAGGCAGAGAACUGUGCCGCCCUGGCCGGCGCCGCCAAUGGCAAGUGGUUCGACAAGCGCUGCCGCGAAAUGCUGCCCUACAUCUGCCAGUUCGCCAUUGUGUAGCAGGGCACUGGGGUGAGGGGGGUGGGCCGGGGCCCCUACGUGCACGCGGGGCCUCCUCGGCAAAUAAAGUUGAUGCAGCUUGGCGGAGACUAGCUACAGGCUGUUGGGGGUCCGCGGCUGGCCGGGGAGGUUCCCAGGAGCCGCAGGAAGGGAAGGCUAAUGAAUUCUCCCCAGGAGGUAGAGGGGCGUGGGGAGAAGGGGAGCCGAGAGCACGCCACACAGCUGCGCCUUGUUUCUUUUAAUAACCUUGUUUUCAUAUCAUUUCCUACUUACAGACAAGUUGCAAGAAUACCUGUUUACCCUUCAUCCGGAUUUUCCAAACAUUAACAUUUUCCCACAUUGCUUUAUGCUUCUUUUCUGAACCGUUUGACAGUAAAUUGCUCCAGGUGACCACUUAAGACUCCUGAGUCAAAAACUCAGCCCAACCCUCAGGAAUGUCUUCCCUAGACUCCUCUCCAGAAAGGAAAGCUGUUCGGUGGCUGCUUCCUCUGCCCAAGCAAGGUUCAUCCUCUGCACUGGCCACCUCAUUCUAUGAAGUGACCACAGGCCCUUGCUCUCUCUUCAGUCCCAAACAGGCACAAAUUCAGAUGCCUGGUGGACACAGCCACCUCGAAGUCCUUAGUCACUUAAGUCAACAUGUUCAAAAGGGAGCUCAGUGCCUUCCCACUCAAGUCUGCUUCUCUUCCUGAGCUCACCAACUCCAGGGGAUGUCUCUAGUCACCCAAGCCCUAGUCCUGUGGGGCCUCACAUGUGCCUCUGUGCCUGUCACACCUGAGAUCCAAAUCAUCAUCAGGAGCCAUGAUUGCACUUCCUGAGGAACUGGCCAGGCUGUCCCUUCCUCUCCAGAUCCACUGCUACUAGACCCAGGUCUCCAGCUUGAACCACUGUAAAUACUACCCUUCCUGGUUCCCCAUCUCGCCCCACAUCUCUCCCACCCUCCCUAAACCACAGCCUUUACUGCAUAACCACUGGUUGUAUGGAAGAGAAGGCUGGUUCAAAUCGUGGUCAGAGUUGGUCCAUGUAAUGCGAUCUUCCCUCCCACAAACAUGCACAUCUUUGCUUCACCUGAAAACAUCGCUUCACUGGUGUGACCCUGACGACUUAAACCUCCAGAUACAUUCUUCCUUUGAUUUUGGCUUUGCUAAGAGAAAAUGUAAAUAUUAAUAAAAACACAGAAAAGGAGCAAUGUGUAUGCUCCUGAUGUGUGUUGGGCCCUGACCCAGAAGCCCCUAUGUCCUGGUAACAACCAAAAAUUAUCUCACCGAAUUUUGUAAUAACCAAGGAGAGAAGGAUUACUAAAUCUAAUUUAUAGCUGAGCAAAAUGAGGUACAGAGAGGGUGAUUUUUCCAAGAAUACCCACUGAUGGGCUGACAUUCCAGCACAGGUCUGUUGAGUUCUAAGCCCACAUACCAUCUGUUGUAUACAUUAAGCCCUUUGUGAAUCUUGAAGUUUUCAGAUGUUUCAUGAUGUGAUUGUGUAAGGUUUGUAUAAAUGAGCCGACAGUGCUGCAUACUGGUAUCUGUAAUUGCUGGUGAGGAAUCAUAAAAACAGGUUUUCCACCCAGAUUUUCUAGGGUUAUUUUGGAAGCCUAAUGUUAAUAUUCCACUUAGCUUGCUUUUCAUGGGUGACUCACUUAUGAGCAUGGUUUUUCAGUCUUUCAGGCUAAAAAUCAUGACAUAGCCUACAAAACAAGUAGCUCUUUUUUUCUACUAGAGUGCACUGCUGCUUCAUGCAGUGUGAGAACACAGCCAGGGGAACACUUCUCAAAGGUCAGCACAUCUUUAGAGGAAAAGCCUGAGGCACAGGGAGGCUAAGGGACCAGCCAAGGUCCACGGCUGGCUAGAGAAUGAGCCCAGGAGUUUCACUUUCUCAUGGAAAGCUUUGUGCAAACCAUUUCUCCAAACAGCCAGUGAGUACAUACUGUGCCAACCCUCUGCCAGGUGCUGGAGCCUGAGGCCUGGAUCCCGCUCUUGGGGGCCUGCCCACCCGGUGGGGGACAGAGAGUAGCCCUCCUGUUUCGCAUUGAUGGGAAAACAAUCUGGCGCUAUUGGCAGGAAAAUGUAUUUAG